Saccostrea cuccullata (small rock oyster) is the source of this 819-nucleotide messenger RNA. RefSeq names its product RRP12-like protein. The annotation marks the transcript as partial. The transcript has 6 exons. Lineage: Eukaryota; Metazoa; Mollusca; Bivalvia; Ostreida; Ostreidae. The record is from RefSeq and is a predicted model, not a curated record.
GGUAAAAUGGAGUAGCACGUGUGAGAAUGUUGACAAUGUUUUUAUUCUUGUUAUAGUAGUUCAGCAAUGGGUUCGAAUAAAAAACAACUUAAAGAAGUUAAUAAACAAAAGAAGGGAAAAGGAAAAAGAUGGAAGAAAGGCCAAAGCAGCAGUAGUAAUCCUGAAACUAAAACAUAUAGAGAGGCUGCCAAAAACAGAUUUUUCCAAACAUCGUCAUCGAAAGGAGAAAGUAGUCUUACGGUUGAUGCUUUGGCUAGACAUGAUGAAGAACAGUUAGAUAAAGAUGGAGAUGUAAGUCUGCGAGCAGAGUCAGAUGUUGUCAGUGCUGCCGGAAAGACGUUUAAUACCUGGGCGACAAAUUGGACAGAGUGUACCAACACAACAUUUAGUCGAGUUCAUAGGUACUGGGCAUCAAAUUCGGCUUUUCAUAAAGAGGUGUUAGCUGUGUUAGCGGCAGUUACGGAGGUGAUAAAAACCCAGGGAGGCUCUGAAUCAGAAACGGAAUACUUUGCAGCUCUGAUGACAGCGCUGGAGACAACAGAGGGAGAAGACUCAGUAUCAGCCGUGGCUUACCUCCUCAGCUUAGUCAUGAAAAGAGUUCCUGCCCCAGUCCUGAAGAGUAGGUUUUCGGAGAUUUCCAAAGAAUUUCUGGAUGUCCUUGUUAAGUACAGUGAGGGACAUUCUCCAGCUCUCCUUAAGUCUUUGUUGCUGUGUCUUGCUUUGCUGCUUAGAGUUCAGGACCAGGCUACAUGGAGUAACUCCUCCACACAACGAGUGUAUCAGAGUCUGCUGGCCUUCACAGUCAACAAAAAACCUAAG